CCGUUCAUCGACUCGAUUCUGUGGCUGUGUGACUGAGUUUAUCAUAAUGCUAACUGCUAUGGGCAACUUGACUUCGUCGUGUGCUCCAGGCAAUGAAGUUCAUUCCUCCUACAAUCCACCUAUAAUUAUUAUAAUCAUCAUCCUGGGAUUUAUUGGAAAUGCCGUUGCUUUAUGGAUCUUCAGUUUUCAUGUGAAAUCCUGGAAACCAAACACAGUCUAUUCACUGAACCUGGCGAUUGCAGACACUCUGUUAAUCUGCUGUUUACCGUUUCGAGCAGAUUACUUUAUCCGGGGGAAGAACUGGAUUUACGGUGAUGUUCCUUGUCGUCUGAAGAUCUUCAUGGUAUUUCUAAAUCGGACGACAAGUGUCAUGUUCCUCACGGCGAUGGCGAUCAAUCGGUAUUUGAAAGUGGUCCAUCCUCAGCACAGAGUGAAUACGAUGCCUACAAGCUGUGCAGUGAAGGCAGCCGCCGGCUUGUGGGUUCUCGCAGUGGCCAUUUGCUCACACCUCUUAGCAGAACCUCAUUCCUUCGAACUCGACAACCAGACGUACUGUGAACCCUUUAACAUAACGCGGCCUCUAAGUCCGACAACAAUUUGGACCGUUGUUGUUUUUAUUGUUUUCAAGUUUGCUAUCCCGGCUCCGAUUCUCCUCUUCUCCACGUCCUGCAUCAUCUGGAAAUUAAAACAGGUGAAAAUUGAGUUGAGGAGUAAAUAUAAUCGAGCGAUGAAACUUGUGAUCGCUGUGUCUGCAGUUUUUGUGCUUUGCUUCUUGCCCACAAACAUUGCUGUUCUUGCUGUGUUAGUCACGGAACUGAGAGGUACUGAAGGCUGCAAGUCAUAUGAAACAGCUGUUCACGUCUUCUAUAAUACACUAUUCAUGACAUAUCUGAACAGUGUACUGGAUCCAGUUAUUUACUACUUCACAAGUUCGACUUUCAAAACUGCUUUAAAGAAAGCAGUUGCUUCUCUGAAUCUAAACUGGUCCAGAUCAAAAACUGAUACAGCGAUGCAACCGAUAGAAUCCACAUGAGAAGUAGAUAUAGAUCAUCAUUUUUAAAGGACAGCGGUCCGUCAUAGCUAUGAAUGAUCCCAAACUAUGUCUACCCUGUCUGCACGACCCAGCUGUUAAUAUCUGUUAAAUGUCUUUAAAGUAUAAUCUAUCCAUUCUUGCAGAAUGUUGAAAUUUUUUGCAUUUUUUGGUGUUGUAAAAGUAGAUAGCGUGUUUCUGAUGAAUAAGUGGUUAAAAUUUUUUAAUCGUUAUCCAUGUGUUUAAAAACUUGCAAUGAAUUUACUCUGUAACAUUGACUGACUAGGGAUUUUCAAUGAUAACGUGUUUAGCUUCAUAAGGAGCUAAG
Stegostoma tigrinum is the source of this 1358-nucleotide messenger RNA. RefSeq names its product hydroxycarboxylic acid receptor 2-like. Gene Ontology annotation, cellular component: membrane. Gene Ontology annotation, molecular function: G protein-coupled receptor activity. Gene Ontology annotation, biological process: G protein-coupled receptor signaling pathway. The record is from RefSeq and is a predicted model, not a curated record. Lineage: Eukaryota; Metazoa; Chordata; Chondrichthyes; Orectolobiformes; Stegostomatidae. The coding region runs from base 47 to 1033 and encodes 328 amino acids. The transcript has a single exon.